Purpureocillium lilacinum is the source of this 1014-nucleotide messenger RNA. RefSeq lists its product as uncharacterized. The record is from RefSeq and is a predicted model, not a curated record. Lineage: Eukaryota; Fungi; Ascomycota; Sordariomycetes; Hypocreales; Ophiocordycipitaceae.
AUGACUUGGACGCGCUCAAUUAUCAUUACCGGCGGCACCGCCAACCUUGGGUACCAUGCGGCUGCUGCCAUUGCCAAGGCACACCCCGACUUCCUUGUCGUACUCUCUUCGCGCUCCGACAAUGAUCGCGCCGCGGAGACGAUCAACAAAUCUCUGGGUCAAAACAACACCGUUUUCAUUCCACUCGACCUCUCCAGCCUGGAAAGCAUUCGGACAUACUGCAAACAAUGGGUCAGCGAACAACGGCCCCCAGUUCAGGCUCUCGUUCUUAACGCUGGACUGCAAUUCCCUGGCGGCUUGACCAAGACUGCCGACGGACUCGAAUCCACGUUUGCCAUCAAUCACGUCGGACACGCGCUUCUCUUCCACCUGCUGUGGCCGCACUUGGCUGAAGGGGCACGCAUCGUGCUCACCUCGAGUGGCACGCACGACCCCGACCAAAAGACUGGCCUUCCGGACGCCAUUUACACGAGCGCGGAAGACCUUGCACAUCCCCCAGCCUCCAUGGUGGAGGUGCCCGGCCGUCAGCGCUACGCUAGCAGCAAGCUCGCCAAUGUGCUCUGGACAUAUGCGCUCGACCGUCGCCUGGCUCGGCGGAAGGACACGCGUGCCGUUACCGUCAAUGCCUUUGAUCCGGGGAUGAUGCCCGGGACAGGGUUGGCACGAGAGGCGAGCGGCGUUGUCAGGUUUCUCUGGCUGCGAGUGCUGCCGCACAUCCUCCCCCUGCUGCGCGUGGCCGUGUCUCCAAACAUUCAUGCACCUGCAGAAUCUGGCGCAGCGUUGGCUAAUCUGGUUGUCGGCAAGGAUGUAAGUGGCCAGUCGGGCAAAUAUUAUGAAGGGACCAGAGAAAUUCGCUCGAGCAAGGACAGCUACGAUGAGUCGAAACAAGAGGAUCUUUGGCGCUGGACAGCUCAGUACUUGGCGUCAUCGGAGGAUGAGCGAUCGAGGUUUGAGACGCUGACGGAGUAUGAAGAGAGGCAGUCAGACACGUUGUACGAGGUGUACACUUUUUGA